AUGAGCAGCGACUUCCUGGCCGAGCUGCACUGGGAGGAUGGCUUCGCCAUCCCCGUGGCCGAUGAGCACAACAAGGAGUUGGAGGCUACGCUGCUAAAGAUGCAGAAUGACAGGGCAGCCCUGCAAGAGCAGCUUUCAGACUAUGAGGAGAGAAUCAACGCCAUGAAGUGUCAUUUGAAAAAUGUCAAUCAGGAGUUUACGUUCACCCAGUCUCUUUACAGAGCCAGAAAAAAUGAGAUUAACACGGAAAAACACUUAAAGGCUAUUGCUUUGAGAGAAAUGGGACGAGUGGGUGAUGAGAUUCACCGAAUAGAAAAAGAAAUGGCUACAAUCAGAGAAAGGAAAGCUGAAAGGGAAAAUAUCAUAUUCAAAACCUCUCAAAAACUGGAGUGUUUGAGGUGUCAGAUGAACUGGGAUCAGCAAGCUCUGGAGGCUUGGUUAGAGGAAUCAGCUCAUAAAGAUAGUGAUGCAUUUGCUCUCCAGAAGUACACACAACAAGAUGACAGCAAAAUCAAGGCUCUAAUCCUACAAAUCGAGAGGCUGACGGUCGAGUGCAACGAGAAACGAAGGACACUCGACAAUGAGCUCACUGAGACCAUGUCUGCUCAGAUCGAGCUGGAUAAAGCAGCACAAGAUUUUCGAAGGGUUCACAGUGAAAGGCAAGAACUCAUCAAACAGUGGGAAGGUACAAUAGAGCAGAUGCAAAAAAGAGAUAAAGACAUCGAUUGUUGUGCAUUGUUAUUAGCAAAGGCAAAGCAGGAGUUAAGAUCUAAAGAAAUCAUGAUUAAGGAAAAGAUCAAGUUCUUGGAGAGUGAGGCAGAAAACAAUGCAGAAUAUGAGAAGAAAAUCACGCUUGCUGAUCGAAAAGCUUUGAAACUUCGAUUGGAUUAUCAAAAUUGCGAAACCAAUCGGCUGCAGCUCCAGGAUGAGCUGGACACUCUCAAAGCCACGGUGACUAGAACAUCAAGUGACCUGGAAGCCAUUCGGAGAGAGGUGAUGAGUAUGAAGAAAAGAAUUCAGGAAAAAAAUGACAAGCUAAAAGAGACUCGGGAACAGAAUGAAAUGCUCAGCAAAAAGCUAAAAGAGACCACGGAAAAAACUAUGAGUGUGGAAGAGAAAGCUGCCAGAAUGGAAAGGAUGCUAAAAGAGGAGGAAAAAGUCAUCAGGGAUGUGGAAUCUCAUUUGAGUAGAAUAAAGGAAGUGCUUUUCAAGAGUAUGGAGAAGUUGAAAACUGCGACGUGUGAGGAGAAGUCUGUUUUAUCUGAAAUUGAGGGAACCCGCUCCUCCCUUAAAAACCUCAACCGCCGCUUGUACAAACUCGAUUUGGAAACCCUGAAGCAACAGGAGAUCAUGUAUAAUCAGGAUUUUUACAUUCAACAAAUAGAGAGACGAAUGUCACGGCUCCAGGGAGAACUUAAUGUGGAGGAAAAGAUGGUCCUUGAAACAAAACUUAUUGAUCUUAGAAAUACUUUUGAAGAGAAGAAAAGUUCAUCGGAACUAUUAGAAAACCAGAUCAAGAAGCUCGAUAAUGACCUCUAUUUUCUCAAGAAGGCAACAUAUAAAACUGGUGAAGAAAAAAAUGGUCUUUUGAACAAAAUAAGUGAACUCACUCUUUUCGUUGAACGAUCAGAAAAAGAAUUGCAGAAAGCCAAAAACCUGAAACAGGACUUGUUGAUCGAAGACAAUCUUCAGAAGCUAGAAAUGAAACGUCUCCGAGAACUGCUCCACUCUAAAGCAGAUGAAGUCCUUUCCCUGGAGAAACGAAAGCAGCAGUUAUAUACCGCGAUGGAAGAGCGUACUGAAGAAAUCAAGGUUCACAAAGCAAUGCUUUCAUCUCAGAUCAGAUAUGUGGACCAAGAACGGCAGAGCAUCAGUGCCGAAUUUCACGACCGACUAAGUCAUAUUGAUAAACUGAAGAACAGAUAUGAACUUCUUACAGUUGUCAUGAUGCCUCCUGAAGGGGAAGAGGAGAAAACACAAGCCUACUAUGUGAUAAAGGCAGCACAAACCAAGGAAGAGCUUCAGCGUGAAGGCGACAAUCUGGAUGCCCAGAUACACAAAGCCGAGAAGGAGAUCUAUGCCCUAGAAAACACGCUGCGUGUGCUGAAUACCUGUAACUCCAACUAUAAACAAUCCUUUAAGAAGAUCACUCCCACAAGUACUGAAUAUGAAAUAAAAAUUAAACUGGAAGAACAAAAAAGAAACGUGGAUGAAAAAUACAGAUACAAGCAAAGACAAAUCAGGGAACUCCAGGAGGAUAUCCAGGUAAAGGCUAACAAUGGUGAUUCCCAUUUGCAGGUGCUUUCUCCACAGAAGCCCUGGGACCUGGUCACUGCACCUGGCAUGUUAAUACUCUGCAUCCUACAGAGCAUGGAAAACACUCUGGAAGUCUUGAAAAAUCUGAUCAACAAUUACAAAGAAAGGUAUGCCGAGAAGCAGGUUUAUGCGAUUGAAUUAAACAAAGUCACCGAGGAACAGAAGCCCAAGAUGGAGAGAGCCAAGAGACAGUGCACUAAACUCACCAAAGAGCUCCGCCUGGUCAAGAAAACCGAAGAGCCGACUCUAGAAGAGUACGACAUCAGUCUUCGAGAAAUCAAAGACUAUAACAAGUCCAUUGACAAGUUGUUGGUUGAGGCUUCAGAAGAAAAUCCUGAGUUAUGUGGCAUUUUCCAAACAUACUUUCAACAGGUGGGUUUGGAACUACCAACAGCAAGUACUACAAGCAGCCGCCGCAUGUCUAGGUCUUCUUCUCAGAGUUCGCUAUCAGCAAGGUCAACAAAGACUGUUGGAAAUGCUGCCCCAGUUUCACCCAAAGUUGUGCAGCUAGGCUUGCAAAUCUCUUUACCACCGAGUCCAGUCAGUCCAGCUAGCUCCAGUAGUGGUAAAAGCCAAAAGUGACAUUUUUUUUAGCUCCAGGAUGAAUUCAUAUUUAAUAAUGUUUUUGAAUGUUAA
This is a messenger RNA of Trichosurus vulpecula (common brushtail), 2952 nucleotides long. It is a transcript of the gene CCDC39, whose product is annotated as coiled-coil domain containing 39. Gene Ontology annotation, cellular component: axoneme. Gene Ontology annotation, biological process: cilium-dependent cell motility; cilium movement; inner dynein arm assembly. The record is from RefSeq and is a predicted model, not a curated record. NCBI's taxonomy places the organism in Eukaryota, Metazoa, Chordata, Mammalia, Diprotodontia, Phalangeridae.